Messenger RNA from Brassica napus (rape), 513 nucleotides. RefSeq names its product heavy metal-associated isoprenylated plant protein 17-like. The transcript has 3 exons. Gene Ontology annotation, molecular function: metal ion binding. NCBI's taxonomy places the organism in Eukaryota, Viridiplantae, Streptophyta, Magnoliopsida, Brassicales, Brassicaceae. The record is from RefSeq and is a predicted model, not a curated record. The coding region runs from base 1 to 513 and encodes 170 amino acids.
AUGGUGGGUUGCUUCUGGUCAAAGAGAUCACCACCAGUAUAUAAUUCAAAUAGUGUUGUUGUCAAUGCUGAAUUGAAGAUCGGGAUGCAUUGUAAGAACUGCGCAAAACGUGUCAGAGAAGUAGUUUUCUACUUGAAUGGAGUUCGACAAUGUGAUGUGGAUCUGGAUACUCAAAAGGUUAUGGUCGCUGGUGAUUUUAAUUUAGAUGAGGUGGUGGAAACUGUUAAGAGAAAACUUGGUAAAAGAGUAGAAGUUUUGACAUCGACUAAGAAAUCUGAUGUAGUUUCAAAUGAAGAUGGUGAAUCUGAAAUAGUUCCAGAGAAAAAUGAAGAAGCUGAAAUAGUUCUGGUCCUGGCGAAGAAUGAAGAAUCUGAAAUAAUUCCAGAGAAGAAUGAAGAAGUUGAAAUAGUUCCAGAGAAAAAUGAAGAACCUGAAAUAGUUCUAGAGAAGAAUGAAGAAUCUAAUAUAGUCCCUCAAAAGGAAGCAAAUCCUAAUGGAUGCACUAUCCAGUAA